AUGGCUGUCAAGUCGUCGCCUGAACGGACUGACUCCAAGACUGCGCCUGCAGACGUCGCGAAGAUCGAGAAACAGACCACGCCUCCCUCAGACGCCCCUGCCAUUGCCUCACAGCCCGACUCGAAGCUUGCUCCACCGACGGCUUCGAAUGCGCCGCUUGCGCCUCCACCACGCCCCUCUCAGAACGGCGGCCAGAACGGCGGCCCGUCCGACACGCCCGACUACUUCAAUACCGUGCACAACCCGUUCAGUCUCGAGCCGAACGUGUUCGAGCAGUCCUUCGGGAACCCGUCAGCAGAAACACCCGGCGGUCGGCCGAUCCUGCCUCCCGUCGCAAAUAUUACGUCUCCAUCGCCUUUGCCAGGCAUCACGCCUGGCUGGCAAUCGUUACGAGCUGGCCCGCUGAGCCCUGCUAUGCUUCAAGGGCCGACAGGCGAUAGCGAUUACUUCAACCAGAGCUUCAGAGGCUUCCCGACACCCAACGAGUCGUCGCUGCGCACUGGUCUCACGCCCGGAGGAGGUGGUUCUAUGUUCCCUGCGCCGAGUCCAAACUCACAAGCCAUAUUCAAUCUACAAAGCGGUGGUGUCACUCCCAGCACUGCUGAUUUCCAGCAGUCGGCAUUGAGAGCAGCUGCUCAGACCAAGUUUCCCUCUACUAGCAACCCAACCUCGCAGCCGGAUCCUGCUCAGCAUAGUUAUCAACAUCCUCAGCACCCACAGCAACAGCGCAGUCAGCAGGACAUAUUCGGACAGCACGACGUAACUGGCGCCGCUAACGACCUAUUAUCAUUCGCCCAGGCUACGCAGGCUAACCAACCCAACGGCAAUCGAACCAACGGACAAUUCGCUGUUCCCAACCAGCCAGCUCACAUGAAUAAUAAUAUGGGCCACAUGCCCGUCCAGAUGCCACAGGACCAGCAGCAACCCCAUCACCAUAACCCGAAGGGAUCUGUCAACAGCAUAACAGGGUCUGCUGACACUGGCGACUACUCCGAGAGCGGUCACAGUGAACAGACGAAGCCGUCAACACGAUCGCGACAGAAGAAGGGAGCUAACGCCAAAGCAACAGCGGCUUCCCGAAGAAAGGCCGACGACGGUCCAAAAGGUGGCAACAAAAAGCAGAAGGGUGGCAGCGGCAGUGUUCAGUCUCACACAGCGGACGAAGAUUCCGACUUGGACAUGGACAACAUGAAGGAAGAGCUCAAUGAGCAUGGCAAAAAGAUGACCGACGAGGAAAAGCGAAAGAAUUUCUUAGAGAGGAAUAGAGUUGCGGCGCUGAAAUGUCGUCAACGCAAAAAGCAAUGGCUCGCGAACUUGCAGAAUAAGGUCGAAGUCUACGGUACUGAGAAUGACGCGCUAUCAGCCCAAGUUACUCAGCUCCGUGAAGAGAUUGUCAACCUGAAGACACUUCUACUGGCGCACAAAGACUGCUCCGUCGGACAAGCCCAAGGCUUGAAUCAAAUGCCAAUCAGCACUUUCCUGGCAAACGACAUGGGCCACCAUCAAAACCCGUACGGCAUGGCCGGCAUGCAACCCAACGGUGUGCCUAUGGGUAUGGCCUUGCAGCAAGGUCAGAUGAACCGGAGGUGA
Messenger RNA from Mytilinidion resinicola, 1590 nucleotides. RefSeq lists its product as uncharacterized. The coding region runs from base 1 to 1590 and encodes 529 amino acids. Gene Ontology annotation, biological process: regulation of transcription by RNA polymerase II. Gene Ontology annotation, molecular function: DNA-binding transcription factor activity, RNA polymerase II-specific; RNA polymerase II cis-regulatory region sequence-specific DNA binding. The record is from RefSeq and is a predicted model, not a curated record. The transcript has 4 exons. Lineage: Eukaryota; Fungi; Ascomycota; Dothideomycetes; Mytilinidiales; Mytilinidiaceae.